Molecule: messenger RNA, 918 nt
Organism: Dentiscutata erythropus
Lineage: Eukaryota; Fungi; Glomeromycota; Glomeromycetes; Diversisporales; Gigasporaceae
Source: the annotation of a GenBank genome assembly
AUGUCUACUAACCCAAACCCCCAAAAUAUUUCAUGUCUCAAAACUCUCGCAUUGAAUAUUCUUAAGAAUGGCUCCCCGGAUAUUAUUGCAAAAGGCGUUGAAGUUCCAGAACUAGAUCCAUGCUCAAGCUGUCUUGAGGAUUAUGUAAAGGAUCUUCCGCAAUGCCCAAAGUGUGCAAUGGAAAUUGAAUCUAUUGAUUAUAUGCAUUCUGGCACUUCUGAGCAAAGUACCUUGGACCUAAUGCAAAUUUCGCCACAAAUGAAAUCUAGUCAAAACCAAAAUAUAGUAACCCCAUAUACAUCUCUUAUUUUUAACCCUACCUUAUCAUAUAAUCCAACAACGUAUCCAAAUUAUAUAGACCUUACCAAAAAUAAAGAGCCUAAAUAUAAAAAAAGAUUACGUGAAGAAAGUGCAAAAAAAGAGCCUCCAAAUUUAAAAAAAUUAAUAGAUGAAUUAUCUACUGAAGAUCCGAAUUCUGCAAAAAAUAAUAUUUCUACACAAUUGGUAACGAUACCAACCACUGAAAAUGAUCCUGAUCCAGUUAAUUUUCUCAACUUAUAUAAAGAACUUAUUAGUGCUGAAGAUGAUAAUAGAAAAUCGAACCAAGAAGUUAUUAAAAGAUAUUAUAAUUUUGGAUUAAAUCUUACAAACCGCCUAGAAUACCAUAAGAAAUUUCACAAAAAGCAAGUUGCCAAAAUUCUAGUAAAUGACGAAGUUAGAAAUCAAAUUUCCAAAGAGGUUAGUGAUGAUGCACUUAGAAAGAAAACAGAACGAGCACGAAAAAUUUACAACCUUUUUGAUGCCAUUGGUGAGGAUAAAAUAGUACGAGUCAGAUCUUUUACAGCGUUAACAAUUUCUAAGUUAAGUAAGAAAAAUAUCACUCAUGUAAUGCUUAGCAUUAUAAAUAAAUCAAAAUGA